This is a messenger RNA of Leucoraja erinaceus (little skate), 4036 nucleotides long. RefSeq names its product cholinergic receptor, nicotinic, epsilon (gene chrne). Gene Ontology annotation, molecular function: transmembrane signaling receptor activity; acetylcholine-gated monoatomic cation-selective channel activity. Lineage: Eukaryota; Metazoa; Chordata; Chondrichthyes; Rajiformes; Rajidae. The record is from RefSeq and is a predicted model, not a curated record. The coding region runs from base 1089 to 2870 and encodes 593 amino acids. Gene Ontology annotation, cellular component: neuron projection; synapse; postsynaptic membrane. Gene Ontology annotation, biological process: monoatomic ion transmembrane transport; chemical synaptic transmission; regulation of membrane potential. The transcript has 12 exons.
GAUGUCGACACUGACCACUACAAUAUACUGGUUUACAAAGACGCAGUUCUAGAGUAACUCAGCAGGUCGGGCAGCAUCUCUGGAGGAAGAGAAACAUCUACUCGUGUCCCCCAGAGAUGUUGCUGGACCUACCACAAGCUAGGUGGCACAGUGGGCAGAGCCCCUGCCUCACAGCAUCAGGGACCCGGGUUAAAUCCUGACAUCGGGCACUGUCUGUGUGGAGUUCGCCCGUUACUAUCUAAAUGGUGUCAAGUUGGGAAAAGGGGAAGUACAACGGGAUCUGGGGGUCCUUGUACAUCAGUCUAUGAAAGUAAGCAUGCAGGUACAGCAGGCAGUGAAGAAAGCGAAUGGCAUGUUGGCCUUUAUAACAAGAGGAAUCGAAUAUAGGAGCAACGAGGUCCUUCUGCAGUUGUACAGGGCCCUAGUGAGACCACACCUGGAGUAUUGUUUGCAGUUUUGGUCCCCUAAUUUGAGGAAGGACAUUCUUGCUAUUGAGGGAGCCCAGCGUAGGUUCACCAGGUUAAUUCCCGGGAUGGCGGGACUGUCAUAUGCUGAGAGAAUGGAGCGGCUGUGGGCUUGUACACUCUGUGGAGUUUAGAAGGACGAGAGGGGAUCUCAUUGAAACAUAUAAGAUUGUUAAGGGCUUGGACACACUAGAGGCAGGAAACAUGUUCCCGAUGUUGGGGGAGUCCAGAACCAGGGGCCACACACAGUUUAAGAAUAAGGAGUAAGCCAUUUAGAACGGAGACGAGGAAACACUUUUUCUCACAGAGAGUGGUGAGUCUGUGGAAUUCUCUGCCGUGGAGGCCGGUUCUCUGGAUGCUUUCAAGAGAGAGCUAGAUAGAGCUCUUAUAAAUAGUGGAGUCGGGGGAUAUGGGGAGAAGGCCACACAGUUCAUUGGCUAUAUUUAAGAGGGAGUUAGAUGUGGCUAAAGGGAUCAGGGCGUAUGGAGAGAAGUCAGGGAUUCAGAUUCAGAUUCGGAUUCAGAUUCAGAUUCAAUUUUAAUUGUCAUUGUCAGCGUACAGUACAGAGACAAUGAAAUGCAUUAGACAACGAAACGGAUGGGAUACUGAGUUGGAUGAUCAGCCAUGAUCAUAUUGAAUGGCGAAUGGUGCAGGCUCGAAGGGCCGAAUGGCCUCUACUCCUGCACCUAUUUUCUAUGUUUCUAUGUUUCACCGCUCUCCCCUUGGGAAGCCUCCCCAGCUGUUCCAAUCGGGAUACAGUUACUCGGGCACGAAGGGUUAAUCCUUCAGCUGGUGUCCAGCAGCCGGCUGGUGCAAACCUGGCACACUGACCAGCGACACGAAAGUCCACCCGCACACACUCGCUUAAGACAGCAGCCGAUGGCCAUGGCCUCGUUACUUCUCCUGCUCCUCUGUCUGGUCUCAGAAGCUAGCUCCAAUCUGGAAGAAAAGCUUUUUGAGAAGUUGUUUGCCAACUAUGAUAAACGGAUCCGCCCUGCAAAAAACCUGGGAGACAUCAAUGAUGUGACUCUGAAACUUACACUGACUAAUCUCAUCUCACUGAAUGAAAAGGAGGAAGUACUUACUACGAAUGUCUGGUUUGAAUUACAAUGGGUAGAUUAUCGCCUCUCCUGGAACGAGUCUGAAUAUGAAGGGAUAGAUCUGCUCAGGAUUCCAUCUGGGUUGCUGUGGCUUCCUGACAUAGUCCUUGAGAACAAUGUUGACGGCCAGUUUGAGGUUGCUUACUAUGCCAACGUACUGGUCUACAGCAGCGGCAGCAUGUACUGGCUGCCACCCGCUAUCUAUCGAAGCGCUUGUCCUAUUGCUGUGACUUACUUCCCUUUCGACUGGCAGAAUUGUUCACUUGUAUUCAGGUCCCAAACCUACAAUGCGCAUGAGGUGAAGUUGGAUCUAUCGGAUGAGAAUGGGCAGUUGGUUGAGUGGAUCCACACCGAUCCUGGAGACUUCACUGAGAAUGGCGAGUGGUCGAUAAAACACAAACCGGCCAAGAAGAAUAUCAACUGGCAGUUCACGAAGGAUGACAUCGAGUACCAGGAGGUCAUCUUCUUCCUGAUAAUUCAGAGGAAGCCGCUGUUCUACGUCAUCAACAUUAUUGCCCCGUGUAUCCUCAUCUCUUCACUGGUGGUCCUUGUCUACUUCCUGCCUGCACAAGCUGGGGGUCAAAAAUGCACCCUUUCUGUAUCUGUUCUUCUAGCGCAAACUAUCUUUCUGUUCUUGAUUGCACAGAAAGUUCCGGAGACAUCAUUAAAUGUUCCACUCAUUACAAAAUAUUUAAUAUUUGCGAUGAUCGUAUCAACGUUGAUCGUAAUGAAUUGCGUCAUCGUCUUAAAUGUCUCCCUGAGGACCCCCAACACCCACGGCUUGUCGCAGAAGAUCAAACACGUGUUCCUGGAGUUGCUGCCUCAGUUGCUGGGAAUGCACUUGGAGUCUUCCGAGGAUUCCUGGGACAAGCCCCAGCCCAGACGCAGAAGUUCCUUCGGGAUCAUGAUCAAAGCGGAGGAAUACAUUGUUAAGAAGCCCAGGAGUGAGCUGAUGUUUGAACAACAGAGAGACAGACACGGUUUAAAGAGAAUAAACAAGACGAUAGCAGAUAUCGAUAUUGGAACAACAGUUGACCUCUACAAAAAUCUGGCACACUUCUCCCCAGAGAUAAAAUCCUGUGUUGAUGCCUGCAACUUUAUUGCCAAAAGCAGCAAAGAACAGAAUGACUUUGGCUCUGAAAACGAAAACUGGAUUCUCAUUGGAAAAGUCAUUGACAAGGCUUGUUUCUGGAUUGCCCUUCUUCUGUUCACUAUGGGAACAGUGACAAUCUUCCUCACAGGGCACUUCAACCAAGCACCAGACUUCCCCUUCAUUGGAGACUCCAGGAAAUAUGCACCGGAAUAGAGUGCUUCACCCAUCUCCUUCCCAAUCACAAUUUAGCUCCAGAAACAUUUUGAUGCAUGGAGUCACGCAACACACAAACUAGCCCUUCCGCCAACCUCGUCCAUGCCGACCGACUAAAGUGCCCCAUCUAAGCUAGUCCCUUGCGUUUGGUCCAUAUACAUCAAAAGCUUUUCUGUCCAUGUACCUGUCUUCCAAAUGUUGUUGUUGUCUCAACUAUUUCAUAGAAACAUAGAAAUUAGGUGCAGGAGUAGGCCAUUCGGCCCUUCGAGCCUGCACCGCCAUUCAAUAUGAUCAUGGCUGAUCAUCCAACUCAGUAUCCCGUACCUGCCUUCUCUCCAUACCCCCUGAUCCCCUUAGCCUCAAGGGCCACAUCUAACUCCCUCUUAAAUAUAGCCAAUGAACUGGCCUCAGCUACCCUCUGUGGCAGAGAGUUCCAGAGAUUCACCACUCUCUGUGUGAAAAAAGUUCUUCUCAUCUCGGUUUUAAAGGAUUUCCCCUUUAUCCUUAAGCUGUGACCCCUUGUCCUGGACUUCCCUAACAUCGGGAACAAUCUUCCUGCAUCUAGCCUGUCCAACCCCUUAAGAAUUUUGUAAGUUUCUAUAAGAUCCCCUCUCAAUCUUCUAAAUUCUAGAGAGUAUAAACCAAGUCUAUCCAGUCUUUCUUCAUAAGACAGUCCUGACAUCCCAGGAAUCAGUCUGGUGAACCGUCUGCACUCUCUCUAUGGCAAUAAUGUCCUUCCUCAGAUUUGGAGACCAAUCAUUUGUGUACUCUCAUGUUUGAGAAAGAACUACAGAUGCUGGAGACCAAUUCAUCUGGCAGCUCAAUCUAUCGCCCUUUGCGUGAUUCGCAUUCUGUUUUAAAAUAUUUAAAAAUAAUUUAGUAACUCCUGCAUCUGUUCAUCAGCGGUAAGCGACAAGGCUUCCAGACUGGGUUUUAGAAAGUAAAUCUCCAGAUAACACUUUUUCUCACAGAGAGUGGUGAGUCUGUGGAAUUAUCUGCCACAGAGGGCGGUGGAGGCCGGUUCUCCGGAUACUUUCAAGAGAGAGCUAGAUAGGGCUCUUAAAGAUAGCGGAGUCAGGGGAUAUGGGGAGAAGGCAGGAACGGGGUACUGAUUGUGGAUGAUCAGCCGUGAUCACAUUGAAUGGCGGUGCUGGCUCGAAGGGCCA